Scaptodrosophila lebanonensis is the source of this 1701-nucleotide messenger RNA. RefSeq lists its product as uncharacterized. The transcript has a single exon. The record is from RefSeq and is a predicted model, not a curated record. NCBI's taxonomy places the organism in Eukaryota, Metazoa, Arthropoda, Insecta, Diptera, Drosophilidae. The coding region runs from base 1 to 1701 and encodes 566 amino acids.
AUGGCUUUACUCUACCUCAACACUCUGCAGAGCGCGUCGCUUUUACCGAGUCUCUAUUUAUAUCAUUGUAUUGACCAACUCAAUGAGCUGUAUCGCAUGGAACUCAAUGUCCAUUUGGACUUAUAUAAUAGUUCCCGAAACCUAAAUGCAAUUGCAACAGGAAGCGUUCCUACACUCUGGUUGCAUUCACUGGAACCGCAAUCGGUUUUGCGGGGUAACUUCAGCGAAAAAACCUUAACAAUCGUUUAUUUGAAGGAUGGGAAAAAUUUGGCCCUAAUUGUGGACUUUCUGGGCAAAUGGUCGUGGGAGGAGCAAUACCGGAAUGUGAUUUUUAUCUAUCCCAAGGCUAGUUCCGAUGAACUAAUGGCGCUCUUUAAAGUUUGCUGGCGUCAAGGCAUGGUUCAAAUACUAGCUGUGCUGCCUUAUCAGGAGAAGCUCUACAGCUUCCUGCCCUAUCCAAAUGUGCAUUUAUUACCACUAGAGGACGUGCAGCAGUUUUACGAUCGCACCCGUAAAGAGCUGUGCAAUUUGCAAGGCUACACCAUCAACAUCGCCAUAUUGUCCCACUCGGCACCAUUUGCCUUCAUCUUUAGGAAUCGUAAGGGCAACGUUGUCUACGCAGGAUAUAUGCUAAGGAUGCUGCUCGAUUUUAUACGCCACUAUAAUGGAAGCGCCAGCAUGAAGUAUGUAUAUAGAAUCGAGGAUGCUACCGCAGCCCUAGGAAGAAGAGAUGUCGAUUUUCUGCCAUUUCUUCUCGCCCGUACAGAAAACUUUACGGGCAGUGUUGUCCUCUGGAUGGAGAAUCUAUUCGUAAUGGCACCAGUAGCACGCCCCCUGCCCAAGUAUAUGUAUCUGAUCAAACCUUAUUCGAUGCAUACCUGGUUGAUCUUCUUGACGAUGAUCGUCUAUUGCAGCCAUGCUUGGAAUUUCUUGCAUCGUGGGCGAUUAAGUCGUAGCUCUGCAUUCCUUCAAAUCCUUCGAUAUACCCUGUUCUUGCCACCAGGCACGCACAUGGAAAAACUACCUGGGGCACGUCGUCUCUUCGUGCACAUAAUGUUCAUCUUAGCGGGUUUUGUGUUCACUAACCUCUAUUUGGCCUUACUCUCCAGCAUGCUGGCAACGGGCCUGUAUGAGCGACAGCUCAAUAGUUUUGAUGACUUGGCGGACACAAAUCUACAAUUGGUUCAAUAUGCGGGUGAUAUGAAGUUUAAGCUGGCUAUUCCGGAUCUGCAUCCGGAGUUGGCCAAGCGAAUGGUCACUAUACCAGAGGAAAUGGUGGAUGUGUAUCGUCGAGGCCUGAAUACAAGUGUUCUGCAUACCGGCUUCGAGGAUCGCAUUGACUUUGCAUUCUAUCAGCAGAAGUUUCUGCGAAUCCCAUUAAUGCGCAAAAUGCCGGUGGCUAUUUAUCAGCAACCCUUCUAUAUACCCAUGGCUUAUGACAUUCCCUACAUUCAGCUUUUCAACUGGUAUGUGCGACGCAUAUUUGAGGGAGGCCUCCUACUCAAGAUUAAGAGCGAUUGUUAUGAGCAUGGCAUUCAGAGCGGGGACCUGCAAUUCAUCAAGACGCGUAAUUUGGAGGUGGACUCGAAUAGCUUGGAAUAUUAUUAUUUUAUGUGUGUUUUUUGGGCGGCGGGCAUGCUGUUGGCACUACUAUUAUUCAUAUGCGAGUGUUUAUGGAAAUCCGUUCACAACCAAUCUUAA